Molecule: messenger RNA, 569 nt
Organism: Monomorium pharaonis (pharaoh ant)
Lineage: Eukaryota; Metazoa; Arthropoda; Insecta; Hymenoptera; Formicidae
Product: 26S proteasome regulatory subunit 4-like
Exons: 2
Source: RefSeq, a predicted model, not a curated record
CUGAACUCCAGAAGAAUAUGAAAGAAUAAUACAUCAGAUCGGCCGCUGGUCGGAGUCUCUCUACUCUCUAGUCUUUCUACCAGUGCUGCCAGACCCUCCUCCGGCCCCUUUAUCCCUCCAUGUAGUCGCUGGCGACAGGCGAAUGACUCCGCUGUUUCGAAGGGAAGUCAAGCUAAGUUCAAGCAUUCUGACGGAGAAUGGGUCAGAAUCAAUCUGGGACUGGCGGCAGCGGAGGAGACAAGAAGGAUGAUAAGGACAAAAAGAAAAAAUACGAGCCGCCAAUUCCCACGAGGGUGGGCAAAAAGAAAAGGCGCACUAAAGGGCCGGAUGCUGCUUUGAAGCUGCCUCAAGUGACGCCUCACACACGUUGCAGACUGAAGCUACUAAAAAUGGAACGCAUAAAGGAUUACCUGCUGAUGGAAGAGGAAUUCAUCAGAAAUCAGGAGCGUCUGAAGCCGCAGGAGGAGAAGAACGAGGAGGAGAGAUCGAAAGUGGACGAUCUUCGUGGCACACCAAUGUCCGUUGGCACGUUAGAAGAGAUAAUAGACGAUAAUCAUGCGAUAGUGUCU